CCUGUGCUGUGUCCGCAGUCUCUGGUCAUCCCCUGUGCUCAGUCUCUGGUCAUCCCCUGUGCUGUGUCCGCAGUCUCUGGUCAUCCCCUGUGCUGUGUCCGCAGUCUCUGGUCAUCCCCUGUGCUGUGUCCGCAGUCUCUGGUCAUCCCCUGUGCUGUGUCCGCAGUCUCUGGUCAUCCCCUGUGCUGUGUCCGCAGUCUCUGGUCAUCCCCUGUGCUGUGUCCGCAGUCUCUGGUCAUCCCCUGUGCUGUGUCCGCAGUCUCUGGUCAUCCCCUGUGCUGUGUCCGCAGUCUCUGGUCAUCCCCU
Messenger RNA from Staurois parvus, 306 nucleotides. Lineage: Eukaryota; Metazoa; Chordata; Amphibia; Anura; Ranidae. The record is from the annotation of a GenBank genome assembly.